Messenger RNA from Beauveria bassiana ARSEF 2860, 456 nucleotides. Its product is annotated as transposase-like protein. The record is from RefSeq and is a predicted model, not a curated record. Lineage: Eukaryota; Fungi; Ascomycota; Sordariomycetes; Hypocreales; Cordycipitaceae. The transcript has a single exon. Gene Ontology annotation, molecular function: DNA binding. The coding region runs from base 1 to 456 and encodes 151 amino acids.
AUGAGUCAAUACACAGAACAAGACCUUCAAAAUGCCAUACAAGACGUGAUUAGUGGCAUGAGCACGCGAAAGGCAGCAGCUCGCUGGUCGGUCCCACGGGCAACCAUUCAGCAUCGAAUAAACGGCAAAGUGCCACGAAAAGAGGCAUUUGAGUCAAUGCAACGGCUUCCGGCGAUACAAGAAUCACACCUAGUCUCCUGGAUACUAAUUCAGGAUCAUCUUGGCAACCCCCCUACCCACGAGCAGGUCCGGAAGAUCGCGUCAAGUCUCUGCCGACGCAAUGGCGAUGAUCAUGACGUUGGAAAGAACUGGUUACAAGGCUUUUUGAAGCGUAACCCAGAGAUCAAGACCCUCAGAGGCAAGCGCCUUGAUUUUGAACGUCUGAACGGAGCUUCAACUUACGCUAUCCAGAGUUUCUUCAAGCUUCUUACCGUCAAACAGAUCAACGAUAACUGA